Messenger RNA from Cuscuta europaea, 889 nucleotides. NCBI's taxonomy places the organism in Eukaryota, Viridiplantae, Streptophyta, Magnoliopsida, Solanales, Convolvulaceae. The record is from the annotation of a GenBank genome assembly.
CUGAUAAGUAAUAAACAAAAAAGUAACAUAAUUGUGUCACCUGAAAAAACACACUCUUCCUUCUUGCUUCCGAAGAGAUUCUAGUAUCGUGUUUUGUUUCAAAACAAGGCAUAUAUAUGGGCUCUUCAAAGCGAUUAGAAAUAGCUUCCGCUUAUCUCAUUUCCAUGCUUUUGAAUGUUACCUUGGCUGUUCCCCUUUUAUCACCAACUUUAUACUACCAUCCCCGACCGCUAGGCCCGCUAAAGCCGACUGAGCUUCAGGCAACAUCCCCGGCUGCAAAGCCGCCGGCUUCAAAACCACCGGUGCCAGUGCCACGGUCUCACCCAGAUCCGAAGCCGUGUCCACCGGCGCCGGUGGUACCGAAGCCAGCUGCCCCACCAGCAAAGCCGAAACCACGGCCGCCGUUGCCGACGCCGACUAUUUCCCCACCACCGAUGAACUCACCGCCACCUCCGUCGCCGCUAACGCCGCCACCGCCGCCAAAGUAUUGUCCCAUUGACACAAUGAAAGUAGGGUUGUGUUUGGAUAUUUUAGGAGGGCUGAUUCACAUCCACCUCGGUGACCCAGCGAUCAACAAGUGCUGCCCCAUGCUGGGAGGGCUUGUGGGGAUGGAAGCGGCGGUGUGCAUGUGCUCGACGAUGUCGAUGAGGAUGAUGAAUCUCACCAUUUUCAUGCCAGUGGCGCUUGAGCUGAUUGGCAUGUGUGGGUUGUACCUUCCUCCCGGCUACGCUUGCGAUCUCACCUCAAGAACCACUAAUUCAAGCGCUCCCAUUAAUACUUGAAUAAUGCCCCAGCAUUUAUACCAAUCAAGUAUGUUAUAUAGUCUUGAUGUGAAAAGAGAGAGUUAAUUAUAAGUGCUAGUGCCUUGAAAAAGGUAAAACAUGUAGUG